CAGAGAGAGGAACAACUAUACUUUUAUAUAGUGCAUGGUCGUGACUCGCAUUUCGAUGCUUCCGAUUCCGAUUCUGUCUGACCUAACUGACAAGUUUUGCAUUGCGAAUUAUUAAUAUUUACAUCGUAGAAUUGUUAUAUAUACAUCGGAGCAAAAAUGAGUAUUCUCGCGUACAAUGGCGGUGCUGUGAUAGCCAUGAAGGGCAAGAAUUGUGUUGCCAUAGCGGCUGAUCGUAGAUUCGGUAUACAAGCGCAAACGAUUAUGUGCGAUUUUCAAAAAAUUUACGAGAUGGAACCACACCUGUACAUCAGUCUGCCCGGGCUUGCCACUGACACCCAGACUGUCAUGGAGAGGCUACGCUUUCGCUUGAAUCUUUAUGAAUUGAAGGAGAAUAGAAAGAUUCAUCCUAAAACGUUUACCGCGAUGGUCUCGAAUCUUCUGUAUGAAAAGAGAUUUGGACCAUAUUUUGUAGAACCCAUAAUUGCUGGGUUAGAUCCUGUUACACUUGAACCAUUCAUUUGCAAUAUGGAUUUAAUAGGAUCCAGAAACAUAUCUGAAGAUUUUGUAGUGGGUGGAACAUGUACAGAGCAAUUGUAUGGUAUGUGUGAAUCGCUUUACGAACCGAAUUUAGAACCCGAUGAACUGUUUGAGACUGUCAGCCAAGCUUUAGUCAAUGCCUUUGAUCGGGACGCGAUAUCUGGAUGGGGUGCUGUUGUUUAUAUUAUAGAGAAGGAUAAGGUCACAAAGAGGACUAUCAAAACGCGAAUGGAUUAAAUACAAUCUUUUUUUACAUCAAUAUGCUUGGCAAACAUUUCACAAUUAUUAUUGUAAUUAAGUCUAAGAAAUGGAAACAAAGCUUACAA
Formica exsecta is the source of this 863-nucleotide messenger RNA. It is a transcript of the gene Prosbeta3, whose product is annotated as proteasome subunit beta type-3. Gene Ontology annotation, biological process: proteasome-mediated ubiquitin-dependent protein catabolic process. NCBI's taxonomy places the organism in Eukaryota, Metazoa, Arthropoda, Insecta, Hymenoptera, Formicidae. The record is from RefSeq and is a predicted model, not a curated record. The transcript has 3 exons. Gene Ontology annotation, cellular component: proteasome core complex, beta-subunit complex; proteasome core complex. The coding region runs from base 157 to 774 and encodes 205 amino acids.